Messenger RNA from Hemibagrus wyckioides, 1366 nucleotides. RefSeq names its product CTD (carboxy-terminal domain, RNA polymerase II, polypeptide A) small phosphatase 2 (gene ctdsp2). The transcript has 7 exons. Lineage: Eukaryota; Metazoa; Chordata; Actinopteri; Siluriformes; Bagridae. The record is from RefSeq and is a predicted model, not a curated record. Bases 357 to 1133 code for a protein of 258 amino acids. Gene Ontology annotation, molecular function: RNA polymerase II CTD heptapeptide repeat phosphatase activity.
CGUCUCCCGCUUCCUCUCCCUUGUUUUGUUUUUUUCCUCGCGCGGGUUCUCCAUGUUGGAGCGGAAAUCAGAGACUUUAUUCUCACUCGGAGAUUUGUCUGGCUCCAGGAUCAAAGUGCCGCCGAUCAUCUCUGCUCUCACACACGGGGAUCUGCGCGAGGUGGAAGUUGGUGUAAGGGCGAAAGGCGCGCGCGCGCGUGUGUGUUUGGAUGCAGUGUGUUUUUAAUGCCUCAUCGCUGUGUGAGUGUGUGUGUGUGUGUGUGUGUGUGUGUGAGAGAGUGUGUGAGUGUGAGUGUGUGUGAGUGUGAGUGAUGUGUGUUUAAUGAAAGUGAGAUUGAGAAACUGGAUGUUAUUAGAUGGAAAGUUCUGUCAUCACACAAGUGCAGAGAGAAGAUCUUCAGCUGCCUUCCAAAACAGGCCAGGUGAUAAAGUCUUCUCCUAAGAAACCCCGGAGCAGGAAUAUUUUUAAAGCUCUGUUCUGCUGCCUGCAUGCCCACGAUGCUGCUCAGACGACGCUGCCUUCCCAUGAUGCCUUGCUCCCCGCUGAGGAGAAUGGAUCCAUCACAAAGGUGUGUGAGUCGAGUCUGCUGCCGGACGUGACUCCGGAGGACGAGGGGAAGAUCUGUGUGGUCAUCGAUCUGGACGAGACUCUGGUACACAGCUCCUUUAAGCCGAUCAGUAACGCUGACUUCAUCGUUCCGGUGGAGAUCGAGGGAACCACACACCAGGUGUACGUCCUGAAGCGGCCGCAUGUGGAUAAAUUCCUCCAGCGGAUGGGAGAGAUGUUCGAGUGUGUACUGUUCACCGCCAGCCUUGCUAAAUACGCUGACCCGGUUACAGAUUUACUGGACCAGUGUGGAGUUUUCCGAGCGAGACUGUUCCGGGAGUCCUGUGUUUUCCAUCAUGGCUGUUAUGUUAAAGAUCUGAGUCGACUCGGACGCCGGCUCAACAAAACCCUUAUCCUGGACAACUCUCCUGCGUCCUACAUCUUCCACCCUGAAAACGCUGUCCCUGUGCUGUCCUGGUUUGAUGACGUGGAGGACACGGAGCUGCUGAACUUACUGCCCGUGUUCGAGGAGCUGAGCGGCGCCGAGGACGUCUACGCAAAACUGCGUCAGCUCCGAGAGCCGUGACCUUCCUCCUCACACCUCAGGCUCGAAACCUCCCGACCUCAAAACCUCGCCUUUACACAACCUCACACAUGCCUUAACCUGUCUGAGAACACAACACACACACCACUGAGAGAACCUCGGUGUCUUCAUCUUCAUCAUUGUGUUUCAGCAUUCUGUGAUGUCUAAUGAGAAAUUCAGAUGAUGAAACUUUUCUAAAGGGGAAAAAAAAGAACCAAACACUAAAACACUCCACA